Molecule: messenger RNA, 838 nt
Organism: Marmota flaviventris (yellow-bellied marmot)
Lineage: Eukaryota; Metazoa; Chordata; Mammalia; Rodentia; Sciuridae
Gene: Gjb3
Product: gap junction protein beta 3
Biological process (GO): cell-cell signaling
Cellular component (GO): connexin complex
Molecular function (GO): gap junction channel activity
Source: RefSeq, a predicted model, not a curated record
GGCGCGGUCCCCCUUGUCCCCACCAGGCACCAUGGACUGGAAGACGUUCCAGGGCCUUCUGAGUGGCGUGAACAAGUACUCCACAGCAUUUGGGCGCAUCUGGCUGUCAGUGGUAUUCGUCUUCCGGUUGCUGGUGUACGUGGUGGCCGCAGAGCGCGUCUGGGGUGACGAGCAGAAGGACUUUGACUGCAACACCAAGCAGCCCGGCUGCACCAACGUGUGUUAUGACUACUUCUUUCCCAUCUCCAACAUCCGCCUGUGGGCCCUGCAGCUCAUCUUCGUCACCUGUCCCUCGCUGCUGGUCAUCCUGCACGUCGCCUACCGGGAGGAGCGGGAGCGGCGGCACCGCCAGAAGCACGGGGACCAGUGUGCCAAGCUGUACAGCAACACCGGCAAGAAGCACGGGGGCCUGUGGUGGACCUACCUGUUCAGCCUCAUCUUCAAGCUCAUCAUCGAGUUCCUCUUCCUGUACGUGCUGCACACGCUCUGGCAUGGUUUCAGCAUGCCGCGCCUGGUGCAGUGUGUCAGCGUGGCGCCCUGCCCCAACACCGUGGACUGCUACAUCGCGCGGCCCACCGAGAAGAAGGUCUUCACCUACUUCAUGGUGGGCGCCUCUGCUGUCUGCAUCGUACUCACCAUCUGUGAGAUCUGCUACCUCAUCUUCCACAGGGUCCUGCGAGGCUUGCACAAGGACAAACCCACAAGGAGCCUCCCAUCCUCCAGCAGCCGGGCCUCCACCUGCCGCUGCCACCACAAGUUGGUGGAGGCUGGAGAGCUGGGUCCCAACCCAGAUGAUGACACGCUGCAGGCUUCGGCACCCAAACUGAGCCCCGUCUGA